UCAAAGGUCGGAGGUCGGAGGGUAGUUGUUGCUGCUGCUGCAGCCGGUGGUGUAUAGAGUUGAGCAGAUGUCAGCGGUCGGAUGGAUCAGGCACAGUCAGACCGGGAAUUGAGAGCGGAUUCCUGAAUUUUAGGGCCUGGGCAAAUGAUGGUAUGGCUUGUCUUUUCCGAAGGUCUAUAGCAGCGCAGCUUUCCAAAGUCCUGGGGACCUCUACAGAGAAGCUUAUUCCUAUGGUGUCAGCUGUUCCUGUCUCCAAAAAACAGCAGACCCUAGAUUUUCGCAUAUCCGUGAACUCUGUGCUGGAGAAAGGCUGCCUAAGAUCGGGGUCGACUGUCCAGAGUCAAGCAAGGCAAUUGUCUGAGCAGUUAACUUGUGAUGAUGUGGUUACUGAGAUUGCUGUCGGGCAAGGAACCAUUAAUUUCAAAGUGAACCGAUCCUUACUUGCUGAGCUUGUGAUGCAAGAGAUUUCAAAGAAAGGUUCGAAAUAUGGAAUAGAGAGUGAACUCUUCCAAGGUUACCCCUGUGGCCGAGUUAUAGUGGAAUUUAGCUCACCAAAUAUUGCAAAAAAAUUUCAUGCAGGACAUUUGCGUUCAACAAUUAUAGGUAACUUCAUUGCUAAUAUAAAGCAAGCUUUGGGAAAUGAUGUGAUCAGGAUCAACUACCUUGGAGACUGGGGCACGCAGUUUGGCUUGCUUGGAGCAGGAUUUCAGCUCUUUGGUUCAGAGGUGAAACUGAAAGCAAAUCCAUUACAACAUCUUUUUGAAGUUUAUGUUGAAGUGAACAAGAUGGCAGAAACCAAUGAAGACAUUCACAAAGCAGGGCAAGAGUUUUUCAAGAAACUAGAGGGAGGGGAUGAGCACUCCUUGAGAUUAUGGCAACAGUUUAGGUCGAUAAGCAUUGAAGAAUACAAAAAAAUUUAUCAGCGGCUUGGUGUGCAUUUUGAUGAGUAUUCUGGAGAAUCGUUCUACCAAGAAAAAACGCAGGAGAUUCUGUGGCUGCUGGAUCAGAAAGGACUACUCAAGAAAACAAUGCAAGGAACUGGAGUAGUCGAUCUUUCACCAAACGGUGACCUCUCAGCUUAUGCCAAGGUGCUUCGCCCUGAUGGAACAACCCUUUACUUGACCAGAGAUAUUGCAGCUGCCAUAGAUCGAAUGGAGAAAUAUAAUUUUGACCAAAUGAUUUAUGUGACAGAUAAAGAACAGUGUUCCCAUUUUCAGCAGUUGUUUGGUGUACUGAAAAUCAUGGGCUACAACUGGACAGAACGUGCUUUCACUGGUCACUUUUGCAGAUGCCGGCAUGUUCCCUUUGGGUUAGUUAAAGGGAUGAAGACUCGGAAAGGAGAUGUUGUCUUUCUAGAAGAUGUUAUGAAUGAGGCCCGGUCCAGAAUGCUGCAAAACAUGGCUGCCUCAAAGACAACAAAGGAAUUGGAAGACCCUGAAGGUACGGCAGAGAAAGUGGGUGUGGCUGCACUUAUUAUUCAGGAUUUCAAAGGUCCCCUCUUGUCUGAUUAUGAAUUCGAUUGGGAUCGUGUCCUCCAAAGCCAUGGAGAUACUGGUGUAUUCUUACAAUACACACAUGCAAGGCUGUGCAGUUUGCAGAGAACAUUUGAAAAUAGAAUAGAGGAGCAGUUCAACCCUGCGUGUUUACAAGAUCCUCAGGCAAUUGCAUUGCUGCAGCACCUCCUCAGGUAUGAUGAAGUUCUAUUCCAAGUUUCGGAGGACCUCCAACCAAAACAUCUUGUAAACUACCUGAUAAUGUUGAGUCGUCUUGCUUCUAUAGCUCACAGGACUCUACACGUCAAAGGCAGCUUAUCUGAAGUAGCAAUGGCAAGGUAUCUACUUUUCAAGGGAACUGCUUCUGUCUUAUCCAAUGGAAUGAAGCUACUCGGUAUAACUCCAGUGGAGAAGAUGUGAUGUAGCAUCUGCUUUUAUAUUCUAACCAAUUUAAUGGCUCUACUCAACAUUUAAGUAAAGAUGUGACUAAACCCACACGUUUACAAUAGCUGAUUAAACCCAAAGUAAACUUUGUUUUUAGCUGAGUACCCAUCAGGAAGAAAACAAGAUGGUAGACUAAAAUGCCCUGGUGCCAUAUUCAGUGGAGAGCAGGAAUUCCUCUAAAUCAACUCCACAAGUGAUGUAUGGCCUAGCAUCCAGAGAAAAGAAAAAUGAAGAGCUGAAGAAAACCUGUCUGGUUUCUGACAGCCUACUUUAUAGAACUGAGAUCAUGAGAAAUUGCUGCCAGCUCAUCUGAUUGUGGUCACUUCAGGUGGAAGAAAUGAAUUGUAUUAUUUGAGAGAGAAAUUGCAGAACUCUGUAGUAUGGAGGGAUUUGAGUAUCCUAGGACACUAAUGUCAAAUUGUUAAUACACAAGUAAUUCAGAAUGUUAUUUAUUGCAAGGAGAAUGAGAUAUGAGUAGCGAACUUUAUUGCAAUUGUCUAAGCCAAAGUGAGACCACAUGGAAUAUGCACAUAGUGCUCUACAACUCCUUAAGGAAGGAUAUAAUUGCAUUGGAAGUGGUUCAGCGAAGAUUCAGUUGACUGAUUCCUGUGGUAAAAGAGCACUUUUAUGUCAAAAAGUUGAACAGGUCCAGUGUUUAUCCGUUGGAAUUUAGAAGAAUGAGAAAUAUGCUUAUCGAAACAUACCAGAUCCUAAGGGAACUUGCCAGGAUGGAUACUGAAAGGAUGUUACUCUCUGUUGGGGACUCAGUUUAAAACCAACAGAUAUCCCAUUCCUGACAUGGGGAGGAAUUUUCUGAGGAUCAUGAGUUUGCCAAAUUCUCUUCCCCAGAGAGCAUUUAAGGCAGAGUAAUUGAAAUUUUAAACAAAUAAUUAGACAGGUUCUUGAUUCAUAUGUCUGGUCAUAUCCUCCUCAUUACUUGGUUUCCAAGUUAUGUGUGCACCAUUAACCUAUUUGACCACAAUACAGACUGUCCCUUCAACAGAACCAUUAACAUAGAUCAGAAAUAGUUGAAUUCCAUAAUGAGAUUUUUAUUACUGGAUUAAUAAUUCAAUUUAAUCUCCUAGAUGGGGCUGAGGACAGGCAGAUUAUAUGUGGUGGGAACAGUUGAGAUCUUGAAUGAGGUCAGCACUGACUGAACAAUGAGUAGCUAAUUUUAAAAAGCCCUUGAAUUACCCUUCCAAUUCUCCCCAUCGACACACCAGCUAUCAGAACUGGAUUUCUACCCUGGAGGGGAAAUAUGGUCAAAUCAGCCUGUAAAAGUUUAGGCAACAUCUGGGGAAAGGGUUGUCUUGUAAUUAGUGUGACUAGAGUUAGUAUUCAAGAUACGGCUGUCAUGCACUCCUCCACAAACAAAGCACAUCUGCUUUAAUUUGGUAGUCAUGUUUGGGACCUUCUGUGAAAGAUCAAAGACAUGAACUUGCACGGUAUGUCACAAAACUAGUUUUUAUUGUGGUAAUUAUCCAUUUGAAUUGACUGAUAGCUUUUAGUAUAAGCGACACUGUGAGGAGAAUCAUUUUCAUUUGGAUCUGCAACCUGUACUUUAGUAUUAAGGAAAACAACAUGUUUGCACAUUGUAAUCCAAGUGGCUAUAAAAAUAGCUGGUGUGGAUAAUAGCUACACCUCUCUUGUGGAAUUAAGACUGAAUAAAAGGAGGUUUUAUUCUGCAUCUGGCUAUCCUAUUGCUGAUCUGGAAGUACAAAAUAGGGGUGGGGGGGGGGGGUGGGAGUCCAUGCUAAUUGAACAGUGAUAAAUGAGUUGUGGACAUUGCCUCUCUAAGCAGUAAUUUGCUGAUAAGUCACGAAAAGAAGUUAAAUGCAGUAUUUUUGCUCACUCCAAUCCCAACUUAUAAAUAAGAUGAAAAUUUGUGGGUACAUUUAUUGCAUCUUUUGUAUCCAAGGGAAUAGUUUGAAGCACACUUCAACAUGAAAAUGCUAACAUUUCUCUGGUGUUACAUCCAAUGAUAGGUGAAUGCACUGAGCCAAGCGCAUGAGCACACAUGCAGAUAGCCAUUUUCUGCUGGAUGUGGUAUAAUUUUGAACUUCCAUAAUUUAGCAAUUUUCAAGCUUAUUUUCCAUGAAAGAACAAUCUCUCCUAUGAGCCAGAGCAAAGCUAGAGCCACAGUGCUCCGUUUGACUGGUCUCCAAGCAAGUUGUUUACAAUUAAACAGGAUUGCUGGCAAUGGUAUACACCACGUAUCAGUAAUUAUCUCAGACUACUGUAUUUAGUUGCAAACUAUUAAAGAAGUUGAAACUAAGAAUUGGCACUGGUUACUUUCCUCCUUUUAUAGUUGUCUUCAUCUCCAGUGUCAUUGCAUUUUUUAAUUUGAAUUGGACCGGAUUUAUGUCUAAAAGGCAAUUUCUGGUUCAGAUAUGUGACUGUUUCUUAGUACAAGCAAAAUGGUCUAGAUUUGAAUAUUACCUUGGGAAUGCUGUGGUAAUUUUGAGCUGCUGUAAUAGAUUGUUUUCUUUGGUCUUUGAAUUUAGAGGCAGACUGCUGCUGGGAGGUUACUUUUGUACUCAUUGCUAGCUUCAAUGACUUUGGUUCUCUCAUAAUUAUACAAUCUGCAUCUGAAAUGGCACCAAAAUGAAUAUCCCUGUUCCUCUAACUUCUGUCAAGUUUGUUUACUAUGUUGAUUCAAACAGCUGAUGUGGCUAUUUUUGUUUUUUUUUGUUUCUGCUGCUCUAUUUGCUCAGUUUUCCAGUGAAGUUGGAUGUGGAGACAUAAAUUGUGAAAUUGCUGGAAUCUGCAAUCUGGUAAAGUCCUUCUGAGACCCAUCAUGGCUGAUAAGAUUCUCAACCCCAUUCUCCUGCUUUCUCCUCCUUGAUACUCCAGAACCUAGCUAUCUCAGUCUUAAAUGACCUGGCCUCCACAGCGUUCUGUGGAAAUGAAUUCCACAGAUUCACCACUCUCUGGCUGAAGAAGUUUCUGCUUGUCUCAGUUCUAAAAUGUGUUCCCUUUACUCGAAGGCUGUGCCCUCUGGUCUCAGUUUCUCCUACCAAUAGAAACAUCUUCCCAACAUCCACUCU
Messenger RNA from Chiloscyllium plagiosum (whitespotted bambooshark), 4984 nucleotides. The record is from RefSeq and is a predicted model, not a curated record. Lineage: Eukaryota; Metazoa; Chordata; Chondrichthyes; Orectolobiformes; Hemiscylliidae.